This is a messenger RNA of Penicillium mononematosum, 540 nucleotides long. RefSeq lists its product as uncharacterized. The coding region runs from base 1 to 540 and encodes 179 amino acids. The record is from RefSeq and is a predicted model, not a curated record. Lineage: Eukaryota; Fungi; Ascomycota; Eurotiomycetes; Eurotiales; Aspergillaceae. The transcript has 3 exons.
AUGUCCGAAUCCUUCGCCAUCCUCCGCCGACGCCGCUCCGACGAGCUAGCCAAGCUCGCCGACGAGCACAUGCAACACGACCUUCAAUCGGGAGACCGCGACAAGCUGAAAGCAGCGGCAUCUUCAAUCUCCCUGUGGACAACAGUUGGCUCUGCGGUUGGAGUCAGUCUUGGUCUUCUAGCCGCCAUCCGACUGCGCAGUACGCGGAAGGCGUUCUUCUCUGCUAUUCGGGCGCAGGAGAGGCCGACAAAGGUUAUUUUUGAGGAUGGGAGGACUGAGUCCAUUCCUGACCUCACGCCGCUGUUAAAACCGACUACUUUGGGUGACAUCGCGACUUAUUUCUUUGCGACGGCCGGUGGAUUGUUCUUGGGUGGAGAGCUUGGCUUUGCUGGUGGUGUGGCGAAAGGGACGAGGAGUAUCUCCGCGGAUCCCGAGAGCAAGAAGAGAAUUGAGACUGCGUUUAGGAGAUUCCGGGCUGACGUGCUGCGGAAGCAGGCUGAUGCUUUGGAUAUGGGAAACAAUGAUACCGGUCUGAUCUAA